Brassica rapa (field mustard) is the source of this 789-nucleotide messenger RNA. RefSeq lists its product as uncharacterized. NCBI's taxonomy places the organism in Eukaryota, Viridiplantae, Streptophyta, Magnoliopsida, Brassicales, Brassicaceae. The record is from RefSeq and is a predicted model, not a curated record.
AUGGAUGCGAAUCUGGUCGAGGUGAUGCAAGGCAUGUCACUGGAGGAGGAUAAAUCGAUUGUUAUACCACAGGACGAUACUUUCUGUGCCAUGGAAAGAGGAGGAAGAAGCUUGUUGGGUAGACUGCUUAACCCGGAGUGUCAGAAUAUGGCUCGGAUGCUAAGAAUGAUGCCGAAAAUCUGGAAGGUCUAUGAGCGGGUCAAGGGGAUUGCUUUAACAAGAGAGCGAUUCCAGUUUGUUUUCGAUCUGGAGACGGACAUUCAGACUGUGCUGAAACAAGGGUUUUGGACUUUCGAUGACUGGGGGAUGGCUAUGGAGAGAUGGGUCGAGUAUCCUCCCAAAAACUUUCUACAAACUACGGUAAUUUGGGCACGUCUGAGGAAUAUUCCGGUGAACUAUCUGACGCUGAAAACAAUUGAUGCGAUAGCAUAUGGGAUUGGUCAUGUAAAGGUUAUUGAAUUUGAUCCGGAGAAACCUUUGCUUAAUGACUAUGUGAGAGUUCAAGUGAUAAUCGACCUCAACCAACCUAUUAGAGAUAAGAAGUCCUCACUCUGCCAGAAGCAGGCUAGGGAAAGCCGUCAGCACCAUAGCAAUUUAGCGGAAACGCUUAUGCCACUCCUUGCUCCAUCUGUGCCUCCGGGGUUUCAGCCUCACAGUACAGUGGUAGCUUCUGAAGUAUUUGAGCAGAUGAGAAUAUACAUGAGUUUUCUGGACCCUGAGGAGAGAAGACUCAGAGAAGCUAAAAUGAAAAAGACUCUUGACGAGCUAUCAAGAGAUCCUCUGGCGUAA